This is a messenger RNA of Rotaria sp. Silwood2, 966 nucleotides long. The record is from the annotation of a GenBank genome assembly. NCBI's taxonomy places the organism in Eukaryota, Metazoa, Rotifera, Eurotatoria, Philodinida, Philodinidae.
AUGAGUUGUUUUUUUGACAAUGAUGAUUCAUUUUCUAUCUCGUUCAUUGUAGUGAUUUCCAGUAUUUCAGUCAGUAUCCGAUCGAUACAGAGUGUGGCAACUGUUGCUGGAGGCCACGGAUAUGGCAUUGCCACGAAUCAACUCAAAAACCCUUACGGUCUCUUCGUUGAUGAUAAUCAAACAAUAGCCAUUGCUGACUAUGAUAAUCAUCGUAUCGUCCAAUGGAAGAUAGGUGAUAUAAAUGGACAAGUGGUAGCUGGUGGUAAUGGCGAAGGGAAUCGAUUAAAUCAAUUGAAUCGACCAACCGAUGUGUUGAUUGACAGGGAGACUGAUAGUUUCAUUAUCUGUGAUCGAGACAAUCGACGAGUUGUACGAUGGUCUCGUCGUAGUGGCACAAUUGAAGGAGCUAUCCUCGUUGACAACAUUAAGUGUUUUGGAUUGGCCAUGCAUGGUCAGAGACAUCUUUACAUCUCUGACACUAGAAAACAUAAUGUAAGACGAUAUCAAAUAGAAAAUAAGAAUGGAGCUAUUGUAGCUGGUGGUAAUGGCAAGGGUGCUAAUCUCAAUCAAUUCAACUUUCCAACCUACAUUUUUGUCGAUCAACAACAGGCUGUCUACGUGUCGGACUACUACAAUCAUCGUGUGAUGAAAUGGAAUAAAGAUGCACAACAAGGAAUUAUCGUUGCUAGAGAUCAAGACGAAGGAAAUUCUGCGACACAAUUGUGGUAUCCUGAAGGGCUAUUCGUCGAUAUGUUGGGUACCAUCUAUGUGGUCGACUCGGUAAAACAUCGAGUAAUGCGUUGGUCUAAUGGAACGCAACAGAGCAGUGUCAUUUUCGGUGGAAAUGGUCGAGGAGAAGGAGUGAAUCAGUUAAACGCUCCCAUCGGCUUGGCCUCCGAUCGACAUGACAAACUCUACGUCACCGAUGCUGGAAAUCAUCGUGUUCAACGCUUUUCUAUCGAAUAG